AUGGAUAGAUUUACAUCGAGAAUGAUUUCUUAUAAUGAACAGCAAAAUAUCGAUCGUCAUUCAUUGAGAGCAAUUAUUAUGAAUGGUACGUCAUUUCGAACAGUUAAUAAUCAUUUUUUUAUUGAGUUUAUAAAAAAACUUAAUCCAUCAUAUGUUUUACCUGGCCGAAAAAAAUUAGCACGUGAAGUGCUUACGGAAGAAAUGGUUUAUGUCGAGAACAAAAACGAAUCAUUACUUGUUGAAGCUGCUCAUCUUACAUUAAAUAUUGAUGGAUGGAGUGAUCGAUGUCGUCGAUCUUUACAUGAAUACAAUGUUAUUACAGAUAGUCGUAGGACCAUCGUCCUUUCACUUGUAGAUAUCAGCAGUCAUCAUCAUACUGCGGACUUUUUGGUCAAAAAACUAGAAGCUAUUUUAGCUCAAAUGUCCACAACCAUCAACAUCACUUCAAAAAUCUGUGCCAUUGUUACUGAUAAUCCAAAUAAAAAGCAAAAAAUGCGUGAAAUAUUUAUAUCUAAACCGGGAAAUCAACAUAUUAUUGGGUCAAGGUGGUUUGCACAUGCAAUUAAUUUAAUUGCUGGUGAUGUGUCAAAACAUGUUUAUGCAUUAAAUAUUUUAAACAAGAUAACAGUGGUUACAACAUUUGCAAAUCGAUCACAUAUGUUUAAAGCUAAACUUAAAGAAGAAGCUCAACGUAUAAAAAUUAAAAAAGAAGCUCUACAUACAAUUGCCACAACCAAGUGGUCAAAUGUUUCUGAUUGUCUUCAUUCAUUUAUUCUUCUUCGUGCACCACUUGAAGUACUCGUGGCUGUUCAUAAAUCAAUAGCAUCUACAAAGAUGAUCAGAUUUAUUAACAAUCGUUCAUUUUUUUAUGAUAUAGAAAAUUUUGCUUAUUAUCUUCAUCCAAAAUAUCGUGGUAGUGGAAUGCUUACCAGUGGUCGAUCAGCUGUUUAUUGUUUUCUAGCUGAAUAUAGCAAGAAAAUUGGAAAUAAUUUAACAACGACAAAAAACGUAACCAGUGCUUUGCAACGAUUUGAAAUUAAGAGUGGGCUAUAUGCCUUGAAUUUUACACAGGGCGCGGUGCACAUCUCUGCUACUAACUCAGAUGAUGCAACUGAUGUUGAUUGUUUAGAAGAUCUAUUAAAUUUAAGUGAUGACUUAACUAUAGAUUCUAGUAUUGCUGAAGGAAAAACUAUUCCAUGCAAUAAUGCAACUGCUUUUAUUCAAUGUAUCAAUGGAAAUCAUGAUGUUUUGUGUGAAAAAUGUGAAGAAGAAUGCAUUAAUGAAGAACAAUCAGACGACAAUGAAGCUAUCCCUGAAUUUACUUGCAAGUUAAAUAUACACGAUCGAGAUUUUCAACAAAUAUUGGUUGAUAUUGGAUUUAUUGAUGAUAUUCGUGAACCAUUAGCUGAAGAAGAUGGUACAGCCGAACAUGAUUUGGCUGAAAAAGCAUGGAACGAACAUUAUGAUGUUGAUGAACUAUAA
This is a messenger RNA of Rotaria sp. Silwood1, 1482 nucleotides long. The record is from the annotation of a GenBank genome assembly. Lineage: Eukaryota; Metazoa; Rotifera; Eurotatoria; Philodinida; Philodinidae.